Lactuca sativa (garden lettuce) is the source of this 913-nucleotide messenger RNA. Its product is annotated as CAAX prenyl protease 1 homolog. NCBI's taxonomy places the organism in Eukaryota, Viridiplantae, Streptophyta, Magnoliopsida, Asterales, Asteraceae. The record is from RefSeq and is a predicted model, not a curated record.
AUGGUCAAUGAAAUCAUCAAUUACAAUCUGUCACUACAAGGUCAACUUGAGCUGCUGAACUCAUACGACAUUUUAUUUUCUUGCAUAGAAACAGUUGUGUUUGUGAUUGUGAAGCUGCCAACCCUUCCCAAAACUUUGGAAGGGGUAAUCAGUAAGGAAAAGUUCAAAAAAUCUAGAGCUUAUAGUCUUGAUAAAAUCUACUUCCACUUCCUUCAUGGGUUUGUAACAAUACUGAUGGACUCUGCUAUUUUGCUGUAUGGGGUAUUACCUUGGUUCUGGAAGAAAUCAUGUGAUACUUUGGAAUCAAUUGGAUUUGAUUCAGAGAAUGAAAUGUAUCAUACACUUGCAUUCUUAGCUGGUGUUAUGAUUUGGUCUCAGUUGACAAACUUACCAUUUUCUCUUUACUCGACUUUUCUUAUUGAAGAGAGGCAUAGUUUUAACAAGCAAACAAUCUUGCUUUUCUUUCGUGACAUGAUUAAAAGCAUGUUUUUGGCUGUAGUUAUUGGACCACCUGUUGUGGUUGCCAUCAUUUUAAUAGUACAUAAAGGUGGACCCUACUUGGCUAUCUAUCUUUGGGGGUUUAUGUUUGUGCUAUCUCUCGUCAUGAUGACAAUCUACCUUGUUCUUAUUGCACCCCUUUUCAACAAAUUCACACCUCUGCCAGAUGGCAUGCUUAGGUCAAAAAUUGAGAAUCUUGCUUCCUCUCUCAGCUUCCCUUUAAAGAAGCUGUUUGUUGUUGAUGGAUCUACAAGGUCAAUCCAUACAUGUAUUGUUCUAAAGAAUUAUCUUUUUUUUACACUCCACUAAUUGUUCUAUCUACAGGCAUAUAUGUAUGGGUUCUUUAAGAACAAGCGUAUUUCAUUCCGUAUCAGAAAUCCAUAUUUCAGUCCGUAUCAGAAACCCAUAAUAAAAU